GGAUGCGGAUCAGACAGUUAUGGGGUGUUUCUGGCAGUUUGAUUUGAUAUGAACUUCUCGGAGAGCUAGGGUGGACAAGAACCACAAGUCAUGGAAUCAUCUCCCCUAACUUUGGCGCACACCCAUGCGCGCAACGCCCUUCUUGAAACACGCAAAGCAAACCCUGUAGCAGCGAGCGAGGAACAUGAUCUCGCAGCGGGGGAGUUUGCCAUAGCUGCGCAAAACACAGCUGACAAAGAUGCGUUACGAACCCUUCUCCUACUGGAACAACAUCAUAAACGGCUCGCGAAAAUUAUCAGAUUUCAACAUGAGAAUCCACCCAAUGUCUCGUCACCAGAACCCGAAUCUGGCCUUUCCCCCUCGACCGUAGCCCCGACGGCCACUCCAAACAGCCCCUCCAAGCCUGCGCCCUUUACAACGCACCCGUCAUCCCAGCCCUUGCAGCAGCCACCGCGUCUGCAAGCGACAAAUCGGCCCGGUCAUCGCGAAACGACUUCCCUUGCAAGCAAUCUAGCUUCAGCACGUGGUAUACCUGCCUAUCCCCGUCGCGGAAGCCCUGUUCCUCCCACCUUGUCCACCCAAAAUGGAGGCGCGAAAAUGGCAGAGUUCCCCCAUAAGAUAAGGAGCACUGCUAGCAAUCAUACCGACACUCACUCAACUAGGGCAUCAGGUUGGAAACCGUCUUGGUCUCCGGCUAUCAGCCCGACAGAAAUCACACAGCAGCAGGUCGUACUGCCGGAUAGUGGAGACGAGAUUUCCGCGCCAUUUAGGUCUCUUGCUGGUGAUGAACCAUUUCGACGAUUCUACUCCACAUUCGGUGGCCUUAUUUCGAAACUCUCAGCGCCUCUCGCUUUUGCUAGUCUUCCUCUAGGACCCGAUGCAGCUGGUCAACGAUCCCCUACUGCUACAAAAUCCCCGGCGGACACAAAAGUGGACAAGUUCUCUGCAGCAGCAGAUCUUACACAGUAUUCCCACAGGGAACCCGAUGUCAAGAACCUUGUGUCCAGCGCAGCUCUCCGAGCCAUUAAAGACAAAGAUGGUUACUUCGGUAGUAAUACCUCAGAAUCAUUUUACGUUGUUCCUACUUCUGGUGGGAUGAUAUCAUACGCAGGUAUCCUUUCCCGUGCAGAGAAAGAAGCGCGGAGAAAUAGCGUUGAAGAGGACGAAGACACCUUUGUUGACGCCCGCGAGAAUCCCCCGUCCCCAGAAGCACGAGGGAGCAUGAACCGAGACAAGACUAAGGGAACCAGGCGAAACGGUCGUUCCACUCCAAAGGCAUCAUCGUCUGGAACCACAGCUACCAGAGACACCAAGACUCUAGAAGAGCUUCAAAUGGAGAACCAGGCUUUGAGACAUCUGUCGGAUACUCUAGCUAAACGCCUGCAUAUGUGGGAGGUGAACGCGCAGUCUUCCUCAUUCGCUUUGCAGCAAUCACUAAAAGCUAUCCAAAAUCAAGCUGUGGCGUCAAGGCAGGCUUCCCCGUCUGCCUCUGCAUCAAGACCUCCGCCAGCAAGGCAGGAGGCGGUGGACAUCGAUAAAAUCAAGGAUCUGGAGAACUUGGUGAAGAAUCAUGAGAAGGAGCUCGAGAGGGUUGGGAAAGAAAAUGAGAAACUGAAAACUGUGUUGGGUCGAUAUAGAGAUCGGUGGGAGAAGUUGAAAGAAGGAGCGAGAAACCGACGAGAGGGCAAUGGAAGUAGUCCUGCUGCUGCUUCCGGUGCGAAUACAACGGGUGCUGGAAGUAGACCCACUGGUGGAGCCGACCCUGAGGCAGUGCGUUCUCCAGUGAUUCCUUCAGCGGACACGGAUGUCAACUCUGGAAAAGGCGAGGAUAUUCAACUGUUAGAGGAAUAG
Messenger RNA from Coccidioides posadasii C735 delta SOWgp, 1851 nucleotides. RefSeq lists its product as uncharacterized. Lineage: Eukaryota; Fungi; Ascomycota; Eurotiomycetes; Onygenales; Onygenaceae. The record is from RefSeq and is a predicted model, not a curated record.